AUGAUGAACACUCUUGAAGACGUCCCAUUUGGGACACCGCUGGGGUCACUGGGACAGGACAUAUACUUGAUGACACCGCCGGACAUUUCGGUGCCAGACUGUCCUCAGAUUAUGCGGGAAACUCAAUAUGCCUUCAGUCUGGAGAAACUGAUCUUAACUGGUCAGCAACCUGCCUACCAGUCUCCAUCCUGUCCCCCCUACUGGCUAAUGUUCAGCAGCCCUAACGAGUCCUGGCGGACGGCACACGAGACCAGCGACCCUCGGGGCUCAAAACUUCGGCGCCGUAGUUCCAGCCUGAACUCGGCGGACGCCCGCCGGCCGCACCGCCGAGGCCUCGGUUUCCGCAGAUCCGACUCGGAUGAAGAAGACGGCUACUGCGAGGACAACGAAGGCUCAUCCCCUGAAGAUGGUCUUUUUGAUUCUGCCAAGGGUCGAGAGCGCCCCCGCAGCGCUGCCAUCUCCAGGGUCAAGGACGGGCAUGUGGGUUUUCCUUCUCAGUGUCGCUGGCCGGAAAUGGCAGCCAAGAGUCACAGAGGCACCUCGACAUCUCCCGAGUCCAGUCCUCUCCGGCCGGAACAGAAGAGCACCAAGAAGCGGCAUCGUGCACAGAGUGCCACGGGCAGAUUACAUCCUCAAAAUACUCCAGGAGCCGGCUCUACCCGAGGCAGGCUGCAACAACAACGACCUUCCUCUGCGGGCCCUGUCAUUAAAAACUGCAGGCAAAAUGCUUUCAGGACUGGAGGCUUCCUUGACUCGGCAACAGAGUUGCUGUCUGCACUCAGCCAAGAAGAGAGGGAGCUGCUGGAAGCCGUCACAGACAGGGGAUACCCUUUGCGUUCUGCCAUCUUGGCUUUGCAGAAGACUGGAUACAACAGCCCAGAUAAGCUCUUAAAGUACUUGGCAGCCUGCAAUCACCUGUGCGAGUUGGGCUACGAUGAAGCUCAAGUAGAAGAAGCUUUGGAGAUGUUCCAGAGCUGUGAGAGCAAGGCCGCAGAGUUUUUGCGCCUCCUCACUCAGUUCAACGAGAUGGGCUUCCAGCAAAGUGCCAUCAAAGAAGUACUGCUUGUUCAUGAAAAUCAUCGGGAAAGAGCUCUCGAAGAACUGAUGACUCGCACGACUUAG
Molecule: messenger RNA, 1122 nt
Organism: Nerophis lumbriciformis (worm pipefish)
Lineage: Eukaryota; Metazoa; Chordata; Actinopteri; Syngnathiformes; Syngnathidae
Source: RefSeq, a predicted model, not a curated record